This is a messenger RNA of Klebsormidium nitens, 576 nucleotides long. Lineage: Eukaryota; Viridiplantae; Streptophyta; Klebsormidiophyceae; Klebsormidiales; Klebsormidiaceae. The record is from the annotation of a GenBank genome assembly.
AUGGAGAGGAUCCGGGUCGUCUAUACGCCCCGAUACAGCAACGGGAGCAACGGGUCGGUGUACUGCAGAGAAGGGGAGACGUACAGCGAUGUGGUGAAGCCGGAUGACGUCAUGCUGACGCCGGACUACACCACAACGGUGGCAGGUGCAAGCGGGGACCGGGCCAACAACCUUAUCCGCACAUGGGCCAACUCGGGGUUCUACAACAGGCUGUGCGAGUUCGCGGCAGCCGCCCACAAGGCAUUCACGGAAGGUUUCGGAGUGGAAAUCGGACGGAAGGCCCUGUUCCGGUUGGACGUGGUCGCUUUUUUUCCGAAAAAGCACCGGGACGGGGACUUUUUUUGCGUCCUCGAUACAGCCAAACCCCUGCUUUUACUGAACGAGGUGGAUUGUGUGGGAUGUGCGUCGCUGUAUGUAGAUUUCUUUGAUCCGGGCCGGGACGAUCUUGCCUGCGGCACUUCGCGGAUGCAGCACCGGGUGGACCCGGACGUCAGCUUCCAGAAACGGAAGCCGUACAGUGAGGCUUGUAUAUGGAGAGGGGGCAGCCCGGGGGGUGGGAGACUAAGCAAAAAGUGA